Molecule: messenger RNA, 1253 nt
Organism: Caenorhabditis angaria
Lineage: Eukaryota; Metazoa; Nematoda; Chromadorea; Rhabditida; Rhabditidae
Source: the annotation of a GenBank genome assembly
AUGUCGGCUCGAGAAGAAAUACAAAGAGCGUGUGACGAAGACGCGAGAUUUGCGAGAAUUUGGCUCGAAGUUCAAAAAGGCGUGGCGAGAAAUAUGACUUUUGAUAGCGACACCACAACUACCACAACCAUAACAACAACUGGUGAGAUUGAAGCAGAUAAUGAUGCAUCACAAUCAAUUGUGUCGUCACCAUCGACAUCAAUUGCUCCACUCUUCCCUUCAGAAUUAUCGGACUCUGACGUUAAACGAUUGAUCGAUCAGUACUAGUGAGUUUUAAAUUAUAAUUUUUCUAAUCUACUAACUAAAUAUAUUUUCAUAAUUUUUUAAGUUAUGGAAGUGCCAAGCUUUUGCAUAAACCGGAUUAUCCAUUUUACACCGAAGGAAUUAUUGUUUCAAGCAAUGGUGAACGUGGAAUCGAAGUUUUUUCUCGACGAGUUGGAAAAGUUGAAGUAAAAGGAAACAAAAAAUCCGGAGAUGAGCUCGCAUAUUGGUUGGAAGAGGAAAACGGUCGCCGUGGUGUAAAGUGUUGGUCAAAUAAAUCAAAUUUGGGAAAUUUUCGGCCAACUGUGAAAUUUAUGAAAAAUAAUGGAUUUUCCAUUACAAGUUUCGGAUUAUUGGGGUUCAGCAGAAGUGAAGAUGAGAAAGAUUGGAUUGUCUGGAAUGAUUUCUGUGGUUUAAUGAAAGUAAGAAUUGGAUCAUCGCGAAUUUCCAAACGAAAACAUAGCAUCACGAAUCCAAAUAUGGAAAUUGUUAAAAUCACAGGAGAUUAUGUAACAAAAAACCAGCUCCAGAUCAGCAACAUCGUAUACCACACCGACACUUCUCAUCAAGAGACUGGAUUCCCAAAUCAAGUGGUAUAUGUGAAUGAUCUCCAAUUCGACUCCAGUAAUGACAAAAUAUAUAAAUUUUGGUCUGCAAGUUUGGAAAUCCACUGUUUCAUCAAUGAUAAACAAUUCGUCUCGGAAGUCGACACAUCCCAGAAAUACGUGUCCUUCAUUGUUCCACACUUCCCGAAUCCUCAUGUUUUGGAAUGGCGAGGACUUAUUUUGGCAACUUCGGAAUAUGUCAAAGGAAAUGAGAUGUUGAACAUGUUUAAGAAAUUUGCAAAGAAAAACAACGAAAAACUCUUUGUAGGUAUUUCUCUUACAAUUCAUAUUUAUGAUUCUAAUUUUCAGCCAAUUGACAAUAAUGCUAAUGUGGCAACAGCAUCAAGCAGCGUCUCAUGUGACAUCACCAUCAUCAAAUCCGAAUAA